AUGCAGGUCGGGUACAUUGUUAUGAUCGAUCCGUCUACCAGGGCCAGAACCAACUUACUGAGGAUGAAAGGUGCUGUCGUUGUUGGUGUAUACCACCCAUCGAUUGAUGAGAGAAAGAAGAAAGUAUAUGCGUGGACUGUUGAUGAUGAUAUGGAUUUCAUGCAAGAAAUGUUGUCUGAGCAUGUUGAUGCCAUUGUUACAAGCAAAGCAACCCCAAGGUCUAAUGCAAGAUAUCAGAACACACAGUCUGGAGCACUGUUUCUCAUUAUCAGAAGGAAAAAGUUUGUGCAACCAUCUUACCCUCUCAUCUUACCCUUGAUCUGA
This is a messenger RNA of Prunus armeniaca (apricot), 324 nucleotides long. Lineage: Eukaryota; Viridiplantae; Streptophyta; Magnoliopsida; Rosales; Rosaceae. The record is from the annotation of a GenBank genome assembly.